AUGAACAACUUCACUUUCUUCACUGAGUUCAUCCUCCUUGGGCUGUCUGCUGACUGCCACAUCCAGACUCUGCUCUUUGUGCUGUUCCUGGGAAUUUACCUCCUGACCCUGAUGGGGAAUCUGGUAAUGAUCCUGGUGAUCAUAGGGGAUUCUCACCUCCACAUCCCCAUGUAUUUUUUCCUUGGACAUCUGUCCUUCCUAGAUAUCUGCUUCUCUUCAGUUACUAUGCCCCAAAUGCUACAGAACUUCUUAUCUCAGAAGAAAAGCAUCUCAGUGUGGGGCUGCAUCACCCAGAGUUUCUUUUUUCUUCUCUCUGGGUGUGCUGAAGCCAGUCUUCUCUCUGCCAUGGCCUAUGACCGCUAUGCUGCUGUCUGCCACCCCCUGCUCUACACCAUGGUCAUGAACAGGCCUCUCUGCAUGGUAAUGGUUAGUGCAGCAUGGGUGAUGGGGUUUCUCUACUCACUAGUAAAUAAUCUUUUCAUCCACAAGUUACAUUUCUGUGGGUCCAACAUUAUCUCCCACUUCUGCUGUGAGCUUCCCUCACUCUUCCCUCUGUCAUGUACUGAUCCCACUGCCAACAAAUUCCUUCUGUCAGGGUCCAGUGGAUUUCUGGGACUGCUGACACUUCCCCUGAUCCUCUUCUCUUACUCCAGAAUCAUUUCUGCCAUUCUGAACAUCCGCUCCUCUGAGGGCCAAGCCAAAGCCUUCUCUACCUGCUCCUCCCACCUCACCGUGGUGCUCUUGUUCUAUGGGACAGCUCUAUUCAGGUACAUCAGCCCUGCCUCAGGCUCAGUGUUGGAGCGAGUGAUCUCCAUUCAGUACAGUGUGAUUACAUCCUUGCUGAACCCCCUCAUCUACAGCCUCAAGAACCAGGAGGUGAAGGCGGCUCUGCAAAGGAUGCUGAGCUAUAUUAGUAGCCACUUUGUCCUAGGACCAGUGGCCCCUUUGACUGUGGUUAAUGCUGCAUUUCCCGUGGGCAGUGAACAAUUCUUGACUCUCCAGAGACUCUUCUCACCACCUCCUCAGGGCCCGCCUGGCACAAGAUCUCAGAGACUUAAUGAAAGAAGAAAUACAAGUCACACAAACUGGCCAGGAGCUCUCAUCAGUACUCAAGGAAAAAAGAAGAGAAAAAUCCAAGUCUUAAGAGAGCCACCUCCAGAAAGACCCACACCAGAAUACUUUGGCUUUUAA
Molecule: messenger RNA, 1191 nt
Organism: Callorhinus ursinus (northern fur seal)
Lineage: Eukaryota; Metazoa; Chordata; Mammalia; Carnivora; Otariidae
Product: olfactory receptor 5BS1-like
Biological process (GO): G protein-coupled receptor signaling pathway
Cellular component (GO): membrane
Molecular function (GO): olfactory receptor activity; G protein-coupled receptor activity
Source: RefSeq, a predicted model, not a curated record